Messenger RNA from Meloidogyne enterolobii, 776 nucleotides. Lineage: Eukaryota; Metazoa; Nematoda; Chromadorea; Rhabditida; Meloidogynidae. The record is from the annotation of a GenBank genome assembly.
GACGACGACACCGCCAUGCGACUAUUUGAACAAUCAAUACGUCAGAAACCCAAUGGCACCUACACAGUUCGUCUACCUUGGAGGGAACCUCGACCAACCAUCAACUCAAAUUGGACAAUGGCCUAUAGCCGCCUUCAAGCUAACAUCAAACGCCUAAUACAAUCGCCUGAACUUCUCGCCAAAUACGACAAAAACCUGCGCGACCAAGAAGAGAAAGGAAUAAUUGAAGAAACCGGCCGUGACACAGAAGAAUUCUUCAUGCCUCAUCACGCCGUCAUUAAUCCAAAGAAGCUAAGAAUUGUCUUGGAUGCAAGUGCUCAUCCCAACGGAGCAGCAAGUCUCAAUCAAGCCUUAUACCGAGGACCUGUUCUACUACCAACACUCGUCGGAAUGCUCAUACGAUGGAGAACAUGCCUUAUACCAAUCCUGUCUGACGUCCAAGCCGCUUUUCACACCAUCGAAAUGCUACCUGAGGAUCGUCAAUUUUGCAAAAUUCUUUGGCUGCGCGACGUCAACAAACCAAUCACCACAGACAACUUAGUCGUCAAACGCUAUACGAAGAUGGUCUUUGGGGUCAUCUCAUCACCUUUCGUCUUAGCAGCAGUUUUAUUGCAUCACUACGCAAAAUUCAACACAGCAUUAUCAAAAGAAAUGGCAAAGAAUACAUACGUCGACAACAUCCUAUUUCAAUGCUCAACAGAAGAAGAGGCCCUCGGCAAAAUGAAAACCGCCAAAGAAAUAUUUAAGAAGGCAGCAAUGAAUUUACGAGAAUUCCU